Molecule: messenger RNA, 2021 nt
Organism: Coregonus clupeaformis (lake whitefish)
Lineage: Eukaryota; Metazoa; Chordata; Actinopteri; Salmoniformes; Salmonidae
Product: agouti-signaling protein-like
Exons: 3
Coding region: 199-567 (122 amino acids)
Biological process (GO): neuropeptide signaling pathway; hormone-mediated signaling pathway; adult feeding behavior
Cellular component (GO): extracellular region
Molecular function (GO): type 1 melanocortin receptor binding; neuropeptide hormone activity
Source: RefSeq, a predicted model, not a curated record
UGGGCGGCGCGGGAACAAGAUUCCGGCUUAUAAAGUAUGACUUUUGACUGGAAGGACCAAAUAAUGUUGACGACGAGACUAAACGUCCAGGAGCGAUAUUUUGCUGCUUUAUAGCGUCGACAUUUCUGCAGUCCUGCUUGAUCUAAUAACGCUCAUUUUUGUUUCUCCCCACAUUAGGAAUAUUUGAGUGGAAUUGAAAUGAAGCUUGCCAUAUUAUGUAUUUGCCUUCUUCAAUUGGCAGCUGUCAACUGUAGACUUGCAGCGCGUGACAAGACACAUCUUGUUAAAAAUAAAAGGACCGACAAUAAAUUGUCAUCAAAUGACCUUACGGCCAAGGAAAUGGAGCUGUGGAACCAGGCGAAACCCAGAACGUUGUUUGCCAGAAGAGGAAUCCAGGAACGGCAGAGGUUGCGUGUGACGAAGCCCAAGGUGAAGCCUGCCCCCCCUACCCCUAAUUGUUCCAAGGUGAUGGAGAGCUGUAUGCCCCACUCCCGCUGCUGUGACCCCUGUGUCUCCUGUCACUGUCGCUUCUUCAAUUCCAUCUGCUACUGCUGGAAACUGGGAUAACACUGCCAGAAGAAAUCUUAAACAUACUGACACACACACACACACACACAUUGUGUAUACACACACAUACACAAAACAUUCCAUUGUACUGCUGGACACUGGGCUGUCAUACCUGAAGACCUGAAGACACACAUUCACAUACACUCACACGUGCACACACACACACACACCACGGGACACACAAUCACUCAUCCUCUAGUGCUGCCUGGAAGUAGCCCACCUACCUCCCCUUCAACACCUGUACCACCUUAUGCACUCAUCAUGUGCUACAAUAUUAUACAAUAUUUGUAGACUACAGUAUGUUUACAUGUAUUUACUGUAUAUGUCAACACUAUCUACAUGUAAAGUUAGAUAUAUUUGUGGGGUAUAAUAUAAUUAGGAUAUUCCUCCUGACUGUGAAACUGCAAUUAAGUUCGUUUUCCACUGCCCAAAUGUCUUAAUAAGCGCUAGUGUUUAUAAGGGCUAAGGAUAUAUUUCCAUGUAUUUUCUCUCCACUGGGUAAUUGGUUUUAAAUGUUUUUUACUGUAGGUUGGAGAGCAGACACAACCCACAAGUGGGAUAAUAGUGGAAUAGUUAUACAUUAUGCAAACUAAUGAAUGGCAAUAAACUUGUAUAAUCAUGAACAUUUAAUAUUCAUGAUAAGCCAAAAUUACUAAACAUUUAUUUAGGUAAUUUUGAAGACAGAAUGCAUUAUGUUGCAGGCCUCAAGCAAAGAGUUGCAGAAAAUGGUACGUGUAACAUUGAUGUUAGGAAACUUAAAGGCAAGCUCCAGCCUUACUAGUGAGAAACUAGCAAACGUAGAAUAGCCUGAGUGCCAGUCUGUUUGUGCUAUCAUGCCAACUCCUUGUCACUCAAUGUCUGUUUGGCUUGACAAGGACAGCAAUAGAGUUGGCUAGAGAGCUCAAAAAGAUCUGGGCUAAGGGUGGUACAGUAGUUUGCUUCUGGUAGAGCCAAGGUUGUAGACUACCUCUUCUUUUCAAUAAAAAAGACUGCUAUUCAGCACAAACUUUGCACAAUACAAACCGAUACUGUCUUACAAAGGCAAAAUGCAGUAACUACACUUUUGGUCAAAAUUGAGUUAAGACUGAAAUCAGGCUUUGUAGUAUCUGUUUUAUCUUGUGACAAAGUAUCCUUGUUCAAUUAUGUUCAGUUUCAGAGAAAAUGGAGUGUGAAAUUUGCAGUAACUACAGAAUCCAAGUAAAACCAAAGGAAACAGCAGUAACUGAAAGCCUGAUGAUCUGAAAAUAAUAUUUGAGUUCCGGAAAAUCGUUGGCAAUAGAGAGAAGUGUAAGGAGCUGGUACCACCGUGUUUUGACUGCAGUUACCUGCUCUGCCAUACAAAGGCAAAGAGCAGUAACUACGCAAACAGUGAAACUGAGAAAAAUGGCUUUAAAGUUUAUUUGCUUUCCAGUCAAAUAUGUUGUGGGUAGAUACAGUUGAAGUUGGAAGUUUAC